CCAGCCCUUUGUUUGUGUCACCUAUCCAGUGGCUACCCAGUAAUGGAGUACUAGUACAUGUAAUCGAUCAUCGCUGCAGCAUUUGCCGGUAAUUUGCCUCGAGAUCCUUGGAUCGAAAAUACCCCGUGUGGGUCCUUGCUUUUAGUAGCUGCCAUUGGCCAUGAAGACUGCCACUCCACUGUCUUAUGGGCAGUUUGUGCUAUUGCAAGUGGUGUGCAUCUGCACUAGUCUACUGUCGUUGGUUGGAUCUUCCCUGAUCAUCGUAUGUAUCUUGCGCCAACGAAGGACGCAAGCAGUGCUAGUGGGAAGGGACGCCCUUCACCAGUUUCUGCUUGGCCUGAGUCUCUCCGACUUGAUUGCAUCCUCAGCUCUCCUCACAAGCACAAUAAUGCUCCCAAAAGAUUCCCUACCUGACGUUCCGUGGGCUCUAGGAAAUCAGGCCACUUGCUCUGCGAGUGCAUUUUUGUACAUUUGUGCUGCCACUGGCACGGCGUUCUACAAUUGCUUCAUUUCCAUACACUUUUGGAGAACUGUACGAGCAACCAGACAACGAGCUGGUACUUGUUGUGGUGCGCAGCAGAGAAGCCACUGGCUCUUGAUUGCCGCACAUGCCACCGCUCUGAUAGUCUCUCUCCAAUUCGCUCUCGCGGGAAUACUCACCGACGGCUACGCGGCCCAUCCCUUUCUAGGCAUUUGCUUCUUCAAGCCCCCACCGCAAAACCCGGCCUGUCAGCAACAAAAUGCCACCAACAACAGUACUACUGGCACCGGUACCGGUACUUCCAAUUAUAAUGAUACUCUCAGUGCUUGUGAACCGACGGUAGGAUUCCACAUUGGAAGGAUCAGCAUCUUUACGAUUUUCAUUCUUGCGGUUAUCAGCAUCUCCUUCACGAUUUCUCUGACGAGACGCGUCCGGGAAAACUUCAGGAGAUCGCAACGAUUUUCGUCUCGCCGAUGGUCGUCCCCACCACAGCACCACACGAACCCAGCUGCCACCAGUGGCAGUUCCAAUCAAUUUCCUUCGGGGGCUAUUACAAGUGCUGCAUCCUCUAGUACUACGUUCCGGCCGUCCAUCUCCCUUGGGCUGCAAAGAAUGUCCAGCUGGAGGCAGCCGUCCUUUCGACGACAAUCUAGCGCCGACAACGACCACCAUCAGCAGCAAGAGCAACAGGACCAGCGCCUCAAGGAUGUGGCACGACAAGCUUUCUGGUACACGGCCGCGUAUUGUAACACGUUUUUCUUUCCUGUGGUGGCUACGGUGGUCGUCAAUGUCACCGAUGCUAACUUCAAUAGAGGUCAACCCGGAUUCUAUACCCUCUUGUUCUUUUUGGCGCUCUGUAUGCCGCUCCAAGGGGCACUCAAUGCGAUUGUCUUUCUCCGCCCACGGUACAAGGCAUGGCAACGGUAUUUCAAACAUAAUGACAUGAAACGGCAUCGCCAAUCAUCAGCACGCAACGUUUCGACUCGGGUGCAGACGACGACGAAGAAUCGUGCAAAUGAUGAUGAAGACGAACCAUCCAGCAGGCACGACCCCGAAAGUAGUUGUAACAUUGAUCAUUCCAGCAGGACUGCUGCUGUUACCGUUACGACAACUGAAGCCCUCCCAGCUUCAUCAUCAGCAACAGUGUCAGCAACAAAACACGGUAGACACAGGAACGAGGGAAUGCCUUUUUGGACUACAAUUCUACGAAAAGCUGUCAUGGAGGAUGUCCCUUCGAUACGACAACGACGUCGAGUUGUGGAUGUUCCCCGAAUGACCUCCACAGAUCCCGCGUUGGACGAUCCUGUCCAUAUUGUGGAUACGAGUUCGAGAAACACUCAAAGCAACACUUCAUGUUGUAGAGGAGCCAACAUCAACAUGGAAGAAAACGACAGCAUCACGAACAAUGAUGACACUGCAGCUUCAUCAUCAAUAGUGUUGUCGCGUCCGGCUUUGGCAUCUGCUGAAGAACCCGUAUCCGAACUCGAGUUAUCGUCUGGAGACAUCAAGUCCCCGCCAAGCUCGUCUCCCUUGACGACGUGUCAAGAAGCUGGCAGCAUCAGCGACGACGACGGAGAUGACUGUGGUCCAGAGCAGGUUUCGGACUCAAACGCUGGUACCGAAGAAGAAACCAUACAUGUAGUACGAGCACAUGUAUCUUGGGAACCGCGAAGCGAUUUGACACCGAGAAGUUGAUGGAUACCAUGGCUGAUGACAAACGUUUUUCCUUGCGAGUGGAUCAAUACAAAGUAGGGGUACCGACGUAGGGGUAUUCAAUCCACCAAGAGCCUAGCGACCACCCACUGUUGCAAUCACAGAUUUACGGGGUCGUACGGUACGGGGAUAUCUGUACGACUGUAGCUCAGGUACGAAACAACAAGCAACGGCUUUGGUACGCGACCGUGCAACUUAUGUCCUAGUAGAGAGCAUCGUUCCCAGUAAAGGGCUACCGUACGAAUGAUGUAAUGGCACAGCGAUCCCGUUCGAAGUUUACACCGGCGACACUCAGAUGCAGCGCGUCUAGCAAGUCAAAAGUGGCGGUGCCUGUCAUUGCUUUGUUCGGUACACGUGUACCGUACUCUAAUCUUGACUACUGUCAUCCAGCCAUGCUCCCAUGCCGGUUCCGCGAAAGCAAGCUAGUGCUGCCAGUGUUUCUCCAUUGCGUUCCACUUACCUGCAGCAACUAAAUAUUCAAAGUCGUUCGGUAUGGCACAAUCUAGUAGAUCAGAACUCUGUAAAAGUAGCAAUGUCGCAGCCUUGCAUGCUGCUU
This is a messenger RNA of Seminavis robusta, 2750 nucleotides long. The record is from the annotation of a GenBank genome assembly. Lineage: Eukaryota; Bacillariophyta; Bacillariophyceae; Naviculales; Naviculaceae.